Vanrija pseudolonga is the source of this 1638-nucleotide messenger RNA. RefSeq lists its product as uncharacterized. The transcript is spliced from 3 exons. Bases 1 to 1638 code for a protein of 545 amino acids. Lineage: Eukaryota; Fungi; Basidiomycota; Tremellomycetes; Trichosporonales; Trichosporonaceae. The record is from RefSeq and is a predicted model, not a curated record.
AUGGGCCAGAAAUCCUCCCUCCCAAUACGCCCACACUCGUUCCCGCAGUUCCGCCGUAAUAAGAAGCAGGCGGCGGAGAGCACAAAGACGGGCAUCACAUCGCCGAUCAAGCUGCCGAGCACGAAGAGCGGGCCCUCCUUCCUCAAGCUCAAAGCCGAGCCGCCGCCGGCCGCCCUCUCCUGGCCAAUCGACCACUCGCACCGCCCGGCAGGCGACAACAACGACGACGAUGAGAGCUGGCGCGCCGCGGACCCCUUCGCGCCAAUGUUCACGUCGUGGAAGUCGGGCCGCAUAACGGCGCGGUGCGUCAUGUCGCCUUCUGGGCACUUGCAUGUGCGCGCGCAGUGGGACGGCCUGGAAGGGCUGUCAGAGCUCGUGUCGCGCCUGAACCAGUGCCGCAUCUUCUCGCUCGCCGUCGAGAUCAAGCACCCGCAGCACCAGGCGGCGUCGCUCCUCCUCCGUACCCUCAACAUCCCCGGCCUCGCAAUCCUCGACAUGGGGUGCACGCCCCUGCCGCCCCAGUCGUUGCCCGCGCUGGCGCUCUACCUCUCCUCCGGGCGAGGACAUGGGCUCGAGACGCUGGUCGUCCCCCUACCAGGCCCAGAGUUUGUCGAGCCCUUCGCCAACGCAAUCAACCACAACUUGACCCUCACGUUCAUCUGCCCGCACGGCGCACUGUCGCGCUCCCCAGACGAGGACGACCGCACAAUACACGGUGUGCGGCUGCCCCUCUGUCCUUGUAAGCCAGGCCCGCUCACCGUCGAAUGCUUCGAGCCAGCGCUCCGCGGGCUCAUUGUCCGCAACAGCGCGCUUACGGCGCGCAUCCGCGCCGCCGCCGCCCAGGUCCUCCUGGCGGCCUUCAUCCUAAUCCACCCCGUCGACCUCGAAACGGAGGGCGUAUCAGCGCGCACGCUCUCCCGCGCACGCAGCAUCAAGCGCAUGGUCCACGUCGCCAAGCUCGAGUCCCAAUGUCCCGACUUUGCGUGGCUCUCGCCGUUCCAGGUCGGCGAUAUCGUGUCGCUAGUAAGCACGUGCAGCGACAAGCAGCGCACCGUCUUCACCGCGUGGCUGUCGGAGGCGCGGUCGUCGCGCGCGUGGUCCAACGAGGGGCCAGCGACGGUCGUGGCCUCGCGCGCAGGCCUGACGAUCGGCGGCGUCGUCGUCGACAACGAGGCCGAGGUCGUCGUCGAGCGCGCCCGCGAGACAUGGAUGGCGUGCGGCCGCAUGUGGUGGGACUGGGGGGUACGCCACGCGCUCGACUGGUGGGACGAGCACCAGGCCGGCCGCGAGCCGCCCACGCCGUGGUGGCGCGCCGAGGAGGACGCCCCCGACUGGUCGAAGGAGUCGAGCGACGCGUCCGAGCUCGACUCGGACACGAGCCACAGGUACGCUAUCACGACGGACGCGCACCCCGCCGACAUGGCCGCCGAGGAGGGCGAGGCGGCGUGGCCGCCCGCUGCGACAGACAGCGUCGCCUCCGCCGUUGCGUCGUUCUCCGGGCAGGAGGGCACGUCGAUCUCCCUCGCGGCCUUCCACGCGCGCGAUAUUAGGAGACGGAGAGUACAGAGCAUUCAGAGCACGCGGAGCUAUCGCAGUGCCGGGGCGGCCGAGUUGGCGUCCCCGCGAUUGAUCCUUUGA